Oncorhynchus mykiss (rainbow trout) is the source of this 1086-nucleotide messenger RNA. The record is from RefSeq and is a predicted model, not a curated record. NCBI's taxonomy places the organism in Eukaryota, Metazoa, Chordata, Actinopteri, Salmoniformes, Salmonidae.
AUGGCCCAGGAGAAGGCUGGGGGCCACCUGCUCACUCACGUCCCAGCCAUCUCCUUUGAGACCGACUCUACUGUGGAGUGCACCUCCAAGAGGACUCCGGAAGAGAGGGACCGGGUGAAGAGGGAAGGAAAGGAAGUUGUUGAGGAAGAACCUGUGGCCACACCCAAAGAGGAGGCCAAGAAGGGAAGGAAGGCAAAAAGUAAGAGGAGUGGCAAGAAGUCAAGGAAGCUGGGCACUGACAACGAUGCAGUCUCCAGGAAUAAACACCUGGAUAGAGGAUCUGUAAUUGAGCUCCUGGAGAAGAAAGCUGUUCAGGCUACAUUCGGCCCAGGCAACAAGGAUGAGAUGGAAUACUCCUACCCAAUCCUCAUCUCAUUCCUGCGCAAUCUUACUGAUGAGCAGUGGCAAGUGAUCUACAAAGGACUAAAAAACCCUAUGACGAAGGAACAGCUUGCCAAAUUGUGCAAGACAAUUGUAACCUUCAUCGCACAGACCACCCUGAAGAUCCUGCUGCCAGCCCUGGCCCGCGUACUUGGGGUAAAGGACUUUGCUGACGACGACACUGACUCACCCAAGAGGGGUGGCAGUGCAAGAUCCUUUGCUGCCUUUGAUCAGGAAAGACUGGAGCUCAUCCAGGAAGUUAGAUAUCUGGCGAAGAAAAUGUAUAAGGGCGGCACAGGGGCUCAACAUCUCAGGUCCCUAACACCCUCUUCUAAGAGUUCCCAGACCUCAGUGAAAGUCCUCCUGGGAAUGACAGAGGACAGAAUCAUCAAAAGUGUCCAGGAGCAACUGUCUGAUCAUAAUAUCCUGUCCUCUUGCCCACCUGAGCUGACUGUUGGUCUUAUCAAGGUGGUGGUCGAACAGCUUAACUCUGCCCUCUCUGCGACCAUCAGCAGAGCCAUUUCAGGGCGGUCCUCCCCUAUUUCUUCUGGUACCCAGGCCGCUGAACAAAUGGUCAACAUGGUCCAGAAAUGUUUUGAUGAUCACACCACCCCAGAGGACCAGAGCUCUACCUCUGUAUUAGAGUCAUGCAUUCCACCUGCAACAGAAGAAGUGAUGACUGUUAUCGCAGAGAUAAGGAGCUGA